This is a messenger RNA of Physcomitrium patens, 5355 nucleotides long. The record is from RefSeq and is a predicted model, not a curated record. Lineage: Eukaryota; Viridiplantae; Streptophyta; Bryopsida; Funariales; Funariaceae.
GUCGGAAGGCGGCUUCUCAGGUCAUUUUAUCACGGCGACAGUUCCUCUGUGGCUUGCGGGGAAUGAGACGAGACAAGCCCAGUGGAUGUGAGCUGUAAGUGUCAGAGGAGCAGUUCGAUGUGACGACGACGACGACGACGAAGAAGAGCUUGCAGCAUUUCGAGGGAGUUGCCCGUGUGCCACUCAUUGCAAGGUCGCCCUCCAAUGUGGUGGCAGAGAAGGAUCCGAGGUGGGGAGAGCUGCCAGGGAGCAACAGUGAUAACACUCGUGUGGAGAUUGAAGCGUGAAUUGAAGUCGAUGAUUCUGGCGACGGAUUCACGGGCUGUGCACAUCGUCUACUUGGAACGUAGAGUCGACUUUUUCUCGUUUUGUCUGAUGGAGCUUUCUCUCUGACAGGAGUGAAUUUAUUUUCCUUUUUACUUUUUGAGGAUCGCCGGCAUCUUUGCUGCUGACGAGUGGUACACACUCACCUUUUCGCUCGCCUUUGUAGUGGGUGAAAUUUGGAGAUCGGAGUUCGGUCUCUUCAUGGAUCCCUCGUUUGGUGUGGGAUUGUCACGCAUUGGCUCAGAUGGUGGGCUUCAACCUUUGAGGCGUGAGGGGUUUAUGUUGGGAUCGUUGGACUUUCUCCUCAUAUGCUGAGAAGACGGCGGAGGUGCUUUGGGACGGAAUAGACGAAUGUGAGCUUGCGUCUCUCUCUGCGGCACAAGCUCCAAGUUGGACGGCAGCUGUUCAAAGUGCGAAGGAUCUGGUGAUUGAGUGAUGGAGGCAAGAUGGAAGUGCAUGAGAGCCCAGCAUUGGAGCUGUGAAUCUUCUCCCGCUUGACCCAUAGAGCCAAUGAUUAGACAAUGGUUCAGAAAUUACUUAAUAACUGGAGAAGACAUCCAGAGAUACUCAAAAAUGUCUGACUCCUAUUUUCUACUUGAGGCGGGAUGAAUGAGCUUGAGCUGUUACAGCGGAGAUUUGACAAAGGUGCUGGAGAAAUAUUGUCCGACAAGCCAAGGGAUCAAGUGGUAUAGUGAUGCGAAAGGUAGCGAGGAAAGGAUAGUUUGGAGAUAUGGACGCAUCCGAAUCGGAAACUGCUGGAUUAGGAAGGGGGAAAUUCUUAGCAUGGCGAUCUUACAGCAGACGAGACAUGGGCAAGGACAGCGGCAUUGUUUCUGGGAGAAGCUUUGGCAGUAUUUCUGGCAGGGAUAUUGGCCGGGACAUUGCCAACUGGUGGACAGCAGCAGUUGAGCAGACUUCUACCUUUUUGAUGGACGAGAUUCCUGCUACGUUUGCUGAGCUUAGAGAAGAGGCAAAGGAGCUGAAACCACAACUUCAGCGUGGCUCGUCAUUCUCGAAUUUCACAUUGCCCUGGAGGACCAUCACGAUCAGCAGCAAAGCUGAUGAGGGUUCCAAGCGCCAGGAAGAUUUUGCGUUUGUCCCAGAGGCUUCGGGAUUUGUACCAUCUGUGGCAUCUCCGGAGCGUGUAGAGAGAUCUCUUCUUACCACCACGAAUCUUGGGGAGAAGGUACAAGAGCCCUCUGCAUCGUCUCCGAAGCCGCUGGAGAGAUCUCCUCUUACCACCACAAACCUUGGGGAGAAAGUACAAGAGCCCUCUGCAUCGUCCCCGAAACCGCUUGAGAGGUCACUCUCGACCAGGGGACAUGACGAAAAGAUACAGGAACCAACCAGAACUUCACCGAAACCGUUUAAAUGGUUUCCCCUCAUGGCUACAAAGUGUGAGGAGAAGACUCUCUUCACCACGGAAAUAUCAAAGCCUGCCAAGGGCUCGUUUGUCAUCUCUACAAACCAUAUGGAAAUGUCAUCGCCUGGUGGAGGCAAGUCACCUAUCGCUGAUGUAGACACACAUAUGUCCUCUGAGCUUUCCUCUCAGAAUAGUUCACCUCGGGAAAGUUCGUCUGGAGAGAGCUCUCCUUUGUCCUUCUCAAAUUCUGAGGAGAGGGUGCCACAAAACUUCACGAAAGAUGUGGAGAAGCGGCCUCUCUCGGUUAUGGAGGAUUUAAAGCUUUGUGAGAGCAUAUCUGUUAAGUCCGCUGAAGUGGUGGAGAUGCCAUUCCUCACCAGCGAGGAAACAUCAAAGCCCAUGGAGGGGUUGCCUCUUGGUGAUGUGAAAACAUCGAGCUCUUCUGAGAGCUCGCCGGUUUCCACGACUGAUCCACGCAUCUCAUCUCAAAUUCAUGAGUCGCAGAGGCGAACCAAAUGUGUACUAGUGGAGGCUUCCCCCUCGGAUGCAACCUCUCUUUUCAUUGUUAGCCAAGACUUUCUGCGAGGAGAGGAUAUAGCUCCCGGACAUACGGGAGUGCAUGCUUUAGAGGUCCCUCAGAGGCCGAAGUUUCUGAGCCUCGAGAAAUUUCUCACUAACACCUCUGAUGAGAGCAACCCGAAUUCUUCUGCCAAGCGCGUGGCUGGGUCGGGUGUUGGGUCAGCGAAGCGGAGCUGCUCGUCGCGCUCCUUGGCACUAGACCAGCAUUUGGAAGAAACUGAUAUUCGGUUCUCUCCGCAGUUGACAGUGGUGGGGACGCCUGACAGUAGCGACAGGGCUGUUCAUUUUAACAAAGUGGUUCUUCCUAGGGAUGAAAUCUUUCCAGGUAACACCAACAGCCUGCCGCAAAUCAAGGUGAGAACACCCAGGCUUGCAGAAGACUUGCAAGGCGUGAAUGAGAAAUCUGUUGCUUGGGAAUCGACUCAAGCGACGCAUGGAGGUAAGAACUGCGAAGACGCGCGGACGCAUGUGUCUGGCUCUUUGUUAAUUUCUCCUCAGUAUGCCUUAGGAGAUUCUCAGACUGCAAAACUUUUGAGAAGAUGGAAGCUCAAAGGACGAGGAGCUCGGAAAGGGUCUGAUACCAUCCUGGGCAAGGAAAAGAGCCCUACCAGAGAGGGGAACACUAUUACAGAUUCCGUUUUAAAGUAUUCAUCUGAAUUACACCGAAAGUUUUCUGGCAGCUUAGAGUCACGAAGACCAGACUUCAGUUACAGAAACUGGACUGACCCCGAUCUUAAAACCACCAUGCCUACAGGAAGUGACCGUGAAAUCAUCGAUCCUUCUUCCGAAAUGAGAGCAGGGAGGUUAGAAGCACAUGGUUGCAAUGAAGCUUCUAAGAGGUCAGUUUCAAGCAAGCAACAACUCAAUUCAUCGUCUGAGGCUUCUCUGAAGAUCAGCUCUCGGCCAUGGACUUUCAAGUGGAAGUGGGGGUCAAAGUCAAGGUCAAAAUCAAACAAGGAGGUUCUCAUGGCUGCUCCUCCACCUCUGCCACGCCCGAGCACGAAAACACAAAAGCGUGUCAAAUCUGGGGGCAUUUAUUGUACUUCAAAUGCCGAGGGUGAUGCCCGUGAUGCUUUUAAUUCCCAUUCAGACUGUUUCUCGGGCUGGGGGACUACUGAAAAAUUUGCCUGCGAUAGAGCUCCCAAGCACAGGAGGGGUUGGUCCUGGGGUGCAGGUCCCACAGCUGCACUGUGCUCAGGUUCUAAUCCUGUAAACUCUGCGUUUACUCCCAGUCAGCCACGUUUACCAACUCGUGAUGCCCAGGAGUUGCUGCUACCCCCACGGAAGCUCCUUGUUCCUCCUAUCGUUAACGUUAUUAAAGAAUACCCGAAACGAGGACCUUCAAUCGAGGUGAGGAGUACUCCUGAAGCAAGUGCAUCGCAACCUACUGCUGAUACAGACAUUUUUGAGGAUUGUUUUGGUAGCUUUCGAAGUGUUGAAAGUUCAACUAAAAGCCGCGGGAGUUUCAGGAGCAUUGAAAGUCCAGGAAUAAAUAGCGCCGUCCUGAAGAGAACGGGACUUUCGACUGAUGAAGAGUGGGAGGAUCAGAUGCCAUCGUCCUUCCCAGAGGAGUUCAGUGAAAUGUAUGAUGAGCAACGCCUUACUUCGUCCAAAUUUACACUGAAGUGUUCUCAAGUGCAGCAUUUCAACAGAUUUUUGAGAGCUCAGAAAGAGCGCCUUCGCAGUGGUGUAGAUUCAGGAAAUUCAGAUUGCUUUUCUAUUAUUAUACCGAGAAAAGGACUUGAACUUAGCUCCAUUGUAUCUGCACUCGGCUAUGCAUGGCUACAAGAGAAUUCCUCACUCAAGGUCAGUGGCAAUAUAUGGUAUCCGGUCCCGAUGAUUGACAUGCCAAGGCAGAAAAUGUACGAGCACAAGGAUUCUAUUUGGUUGUUUGACGUGUGCGGAAUCGAUCCUCGAGCGUUACUUUUUGCAGAUGAGGUAGAGUUGUCAACCUUGGUGGAAGCAAGGCGCAUUAAGAUGUCCAUAAUAGGACAAGAUGUGCUGAUGACGAGGAAUGAGGUGGGCUCCGUAUGCACAAUUCUUAUGGAGAUGCUUCUAGCUGGACAUCGAUGCUUACUUCAGCCUCCAUACAUUAAAGCAUUCAUUCUGGCUGGAAUUCUUCUGGACACUGAAAAUCUGGAUUUCGGAUCAAGGCGAGACAUAGAAAUGUCGAAUUUGUUAGUGGAAUGGUUGGGUUGCGUUGGAAGAACCACCUUUUACAACCAAUUGAGGAAAGUCGAGGAUGAUUCAAGAGUUUCGAAGCUUAUAUCACAGUACUAUGAUAGCCAACCUUCUGGUCAAUCAACUACUCCCUACAUUGAAUUGGCUACACUUAAAGCUCAGUCGAAAAUACGACUGAAAGAGGAUCAUGAUUACUCUGAUAGGGAGUCUAUGUUCACUUUAAGCCAAGAACAGGCGUCAACUUCGGAGGCAGGAACCAACAGCAGCUUGGAAGGUUAUUCGCCUCGACCUAAGAUAAAGGAAUGGUCAUCUUUCAAAUACUCUAGACUCAAUCCUCAUUCUGUUCCUGCCAGAGCCCAUCAUCUCUCUCUCUCAGGUAGGUGCUUUGAUCAAGAUUCACAGGCCGUUGCACACACAAGCAAAGCUGCAACGCAGUCUAGUCACCCGAGCUCUGCACUUCCGAGCAACGGUCAAAAUCCCCACCUCGCGAAGCCCAAUGCGUUCGCAAGGAUACGGAAGUUCUUCAAGGUUAAGGAAUAAUAAUUUGUAGAGAGAAGAGCAAUAUUCACUGGCACCUGACACAUUUAUAUUGCUUUAGGAUUAGCCUUGCUAAUUAUUGAAGAUAUUAUUUUUAUACACUAAGAGAGUUAGUUUUUCGGAGAUUCGAUUUAAAUGUACUCCUGUUUGCGUUUAGGAAAGGAUCACUUGUGAAAAGAUGAUAAAUCUCUACUCCCUGUGUACGAUCCGACAGAGGAGACUUUAUUCCCGAGUAUGUUAUCAUAUUUUCGCUUUCGUAAGCUUAGUCCACUGUUUGGAGGUAGUGUUGGAUUUAAAAGGCGUAGUGAUACCACGUCUUAAAGUUCAACCUGAAGUCUACAAAUUUUACUUCACACUCAUUAUUAUACCAA